Messenger RNA from Sodiomyces alkalinus F11, 778 nucleotides. RefSeq lists its product as hypothetical. The transcript has a single exon. The annotation marks the transcript as partial. The record is from RefSeq and is a predicted model, not a curated record. NCBI's taxonomy places the organism in Eukaryota, Fungi, Ascomycota, Sordariomycetes, Glomerellales, Plectosphaerellaceae.
UUAAGAAAAUAUCAAUAUAAUUAUUACCUUAAUGAAUUUAAAUUUGAUAAUACUAAAUUUUUACCUAAGUUAAACAAUAUAUUAUCUAAAUUAUAUAAUAAAAGUAUAGAAUUUAAUAUAAUAAACUUAAAAUCUAUUACUCUAAAUACCGAUAUACUUACUGAAGUUUUAGCUUUAAAAAUAAGAAAAAGAAGAUCAAAUAUUUUAGGUGUUCUAAAUAGUGCAUUAAAAAGAGCUAUAUUACCAAAAGUAAAUAGAAUAGUAGAAAAAGGUAGUAUACUAAAAACCAAAAAUCCUUUAUUAAUAGAAAAUAAAUACAAAAAUUUGAGUUUAAUAUCUAUAAUAAAUAAAGGUAAUUCUAAUACUUUAGAAAAGGUAUUAAAAAAAACAACUGAUUAUACAGCAAAAUCUCUUAUAUUAAAAAAUAGAUUAGAUAGUAUAUUAAAUAAAGAUUAUACUAAUAUAUCAAAUAUAAUUUUUAAUUCUAUUAAAUAUAAAAAUAUACGAGGUCUAAGAUUAGAAGUUAAAGAUAGAUUAACUAAACGUUAUAGAGCUGAUCGUGCUAUAUUCAAAUUAAAUUGAAAAGGUGGAUUAAAAAAUAUAGACUCCUCUUAUAAAGGGUUAUCUAUAGUAACUUAUAGAGGUUAUUAUAAACCUAAUAUAAGUUAUUCAGUAUCUAAUUCAAAACGUCGUAUUAGAGUAUUUACAGUAAAAGGUUAAGUAAGUGGAAAAUAAAAAUAUUAUUUUAUAGUAUAGUAUAAAUAAAAAUAAAGAUAUA